AAUAACAAGAUGAUGGAUGAGAAGUUAAUUAAUGAUCGCAUCAUCAGUGUCGUAUAUAAAUACAACGGACCAGUUGCAACCUCUUAGAAGUCUUUCGAGUGCCAAUAGAAUAACAAUGACGAAAUACCUGGUGUUCGCCAUCCUCGUGGCCGUUGCGGCCGGAUCCCCCGCGUUCAACGCCAACCUGAACCCCAUGUCGCCGACUGGUCGAAUCGUUGGCGGAACAAGUGUCCAGAUCGAGGAAAUUCCCUACCAGGUGCAUUUCCGUGUUCUCGGAUCUAACCUCUGCGGUGGAAGCAUCAUCUCCGAGAACUGGCUCAUUUCCGCUGCUCACUGCUUCUCGUACCCAGCAAGCUGGUACACAGCCCGAGUAGGAUCCACAACAUCAAACGCUGGCGGAAGCGUUCAUACCCUCAGUACAAUUGUCAACCACGAAGAUUAUCGCAGCAAUCAGUAUGGCAUUCCCUUCGAUGACGUAUCUGUCCUAAAGUUGACGGAUCCCAUCAACUUCGACGUAAGCCGUCAACCCGUUCCUUUGUACAAUGACGGGGAAGAGGCCAAAGUAGGAGCACUGAGUGUCAUCACCGGCUGGGGUGCCCUUUCUCAGGGUGGUGCCGGUACCAUCCAUCUUCAAGCUGUCACGGUACCCAUUGUCUCCAAGGAAGAAUGUGAUUCAGCCUAUUCCAUAUGGAGUGGUCUACCCUACGGACAGAUCUGCGCUGCUUACCCAGAAGGUGGCAAAGACGCCUGCCAAGGUGACUCUGGUGGGCCACUGGUCAUCGAUGGCCGCCUUGCUGGUAUUGUUUCCUGGGGCAACGGAUGCGCUCGGCCUGGAUUCCCUGGUGUCUAUACUGAAGUAGCUUAUUACCGCAACUGGAUCCACGGGAAGACCGCCAUCUAAGAAGGGUCCUUUUAUAAUUGUCACCGUUCAAAUAUAUGAUUUCGUUCACUGUAUUUUUUUAAUGUCUAGAACAAUGCUUGCUGUAAUUGUAUACGAAAAUACAUAUAAUUAAAUUGAGUAUAUGUUACAAAUA
Messenger RNA from Cephus cinctus (wheat stem sawfly), 1034 nucleotides. RefSeq names its product trypsin-7. The record is from RefSeq and is a predicted model, not a curated record. The transcript is spliced from 2 exons. Bases 32 to 901 code for a protein of 289 amino acids. Gene Ontology annotation, molecular function: serine-type endopeptidase activity. Lineage: Eukaryota; Metazoa; Arthropoda; Insecta; Hymenoptera; Cephidae. Gene Ontology annotation, biological process: proteolysis.